Molecule: messenger RNA, 1340 nt
Organism: Paramecium pentaurelia
Lineage: Eukaryota; Ciliophora; Oligohymenophorea; Peniculida; Parameciidae
Source: the annotation of a GenBank genome assembly
AUGGAUUAUAAUAAUUACAACGAUUAACAACAACAGCAUUAAAUGCUUGAAUAUUAGUAAGAAGAAGCAUAGAUAAUAUACAAUCUAUAUCAAGACUUAUAAAACUUAAUUAAUUUAUUAUAUUAAAGGAAAGCUGUAGUUGAUCAUUUUUAGAAUGAUCCUAUUGAUCCAAUGGUUAUUGUAAGUAAUAACAGAAUAAUUUAAUAAUUAAACAUAUCAAGUAGAAUUCAUUAAAAUUUGUAGUAAUAAUAAUUUAAAAAUUAAAUUUACUUAUACAUUAAUUUAAAAAAAGAAAUGAUGAAUGCAAUAUGGACACUAAAAAAUGUAUCUUUUAUAUUUGAGAGUCAAGUUGAAACUAAAAAUUAAAAAAAAAAUAAUAUAGAUGAUCCAAUAAAAGUUUAUUUUAAUUAGUAUAUAUUUAGCUAUUAUUUGGGAUAAUUUAUAUAUAAUCAUUUUGAAUUAUAGAAGACUAAUUUUUAAGUUUAAUCUUAUGAGUAAUUUUUAACAUCAAUACUAACUAUUGAUCCUUAAAUAAAUAGCGUAAGACAUCGCGACUAUUAGAAACCAACACACAAAUAAUUGAUAUAAAGAGCAGAGUAAUUAUAUAUUUUAUUUUUAGAGAAUGUUAUGAUAAGACUAAAGAAAAGUUGAAUUAAAUUUAUCCAUUAAAGAAUUAAACAUAGUUCAAAAAAAAAAUAUAACAAAAAAAUCUUCAGGAAUAGAAAGCUCAUUCUGAAAUUAUUGAAAAAUUAUAAUCCACAAAUAAUUAAAUCAACCUAAUAAAAUCAGAUACAUUUAGUGAGGAGGAGAGAUUUUAUUUAUUUUUCAAUUGUUUAGGAUAUUUUGAUAGAUUUAUCAAUCAAACAAAAUUUGGUUUAGAAUUAGAAGAAUUAUAGAUUAAAGCUAUACAGAUCUUUUAAAGUGAUAAUAUUUUAUCUUCUAUUGAAAGAGAGUUUGCAUUAAAAGUAUUAGAAUUCAAAGGUUUUUUUUAAAAUCAAAUAACUUUACAUUAUUAUUUUGAAUUGUUUAUUGAUUUUCAGAAGUAUAUUAAAUUUUAGAAAGACUAGACAAUUUAAAUCAUUAAAAAUUUUAUCACUGAUAAUAAGAAUAAAGGAACACUUGAUUCUCGUUUUUUUAAAUAUUUACUUCAUCAAAAAGUUCUGAUAGAACAAUAUUUGACUUAAUAUUAUUAGAUAUAAGAUAUUCAAAACAGGUCUAAUAAUGAAGAAUCUGAUGAUCAGAUAGAUUUGUUAGAAACAAAUCCAAAAAUUUCAAAAGUAGAUUAUGUUAAGCAAAUGUUUAAGGGCUUUUGUAGUUUUUAUCAAAUUUAAAAGAAUUGA